Messenger RNA from Ilex paraguariensis (yerba mate), 1020 nucleotides. The record is from the annotation of a GenBank genome assembly. NCBI's taxonomy places the organism in Eukaryota, Viridiplantae, Streptophyta, Magnoliopsida, Aquifoliales, Aquifoliaceae.
AUGGAGGCAGUGGUGGUGGAUGCUGGGUCUAAGCUCCUCAAAGCUGGCUUCGCCGCCCCAGAUCAGGCUCCACCCCUGGUUAUUCCAACUCAAAUGAAAUGCAUGCCUGAAGAUGCCAACAUGGCCGAUGCUUCUUUGUUUGAGGACACUAUGGUUGAUCCAAUUGUGCGAGGUUUUAUUAAGGAUUGGGAUGCCAUGGAAGAUCUGUUGCACCAUGUUCUAUAUACCAGCCUUGGAUGGGAAAUGGGCAACGAAGGACAAAUUUUAUUCACAGAUCCACUUUCAACUCCCAAGGCUGUCAGAGAACAGUUGGUGCAAUUGAUGUUUGAGACAUUCAACAUCUCAGGCUUUUAUGCUUCAGAGCAAGCAGUCUUAUCACUUUAUGCAGUAGGUCGUAUCUCGGGCUGCACUGUUGACAUUGGUCAUGGAAAGAUAGAUAUUGCACCAGUAAUUGAAGGUGCUGUUCAACACAUAGCGUCAAGAAGAUUUGAACUCAAUAUAUCUGACGUCGAGAAAAUAAAAGAGCAAUAUGCAUGUUGUGCUGAGGACGAUCUUGCUUAUGAGAAGACUGGGAAAUCAUGUCAGUUAGAGCAACAUACUCUACCUGAUGGACAGGUGAUCACAAUUGGAAGAGAAAGAUAUACUAUUGGAGAGGCCUUAUUUGAACCGUCUAUAUUGGGUUUGGAUACACAUGGAAUAGUUGAGCAGCUUGUUCGUAGUAUCUCAACUGUGUCAUCUGAGAAUCACCGACAGCUGCUGGAAAACACUGUACUUUGUGGGGGCACCGUUUCCAUGGCUGGUUUUGAAGAAAGAUUCCAGAAAGAAGCCAGCCUCUGCUCAUCACCUAUUUGUCCUUCUCUAGUUAAGCCUCCAGAAUACAUGCCAGAGAACUUGACAAUGUAUUCAGCAUGGGUGGGAGGAGCCAUACUUGCCAAAGUUGUGUUCCCUCAAAAUCAACACAUAACCAAGGCAGAUUACGAUGAAACUGGACCUUCUGUUGUGCAUCGGAAAUGCUUCUGA